AUGGGUUUCCCACAAGUGAUAGCAGCGUUCCACGCAACGUACGACAUGAUCGGUCUUCCUGGUAAUAUAUUGGUCAUAGUGGUGAUCAUCUUGGAAUCAAGAUUUCAUGUGAUGCGAUAUAUUUUACUGGCCAGUCUCGCUUUAUCAGACUUUCUGCUGUUGAUCCUCGUUAACUCAUUCCGCAUCAAAAGCAUAGCGCAAGAACGUUGGUUGUAUGGCCAAACAAUGUGUUAUCUCAACCCAUUCUUUGUGAGAUACUUCUACACCAACACGGUUCUUCACUUGGUGGCAGUGUCUUAUAAUAGAUACCUAGCGAUCGUCAAGUCGCCUUUGACGUACGAUGGUGCCAUUACAAAAACCAGAGUGGUUUUUAUAGCUCUCAUCUGGAUAAUCCCGGUGAUUCCAAUUUCUAUCGGUCUGUUCCAAGGUUGGGGAAAGUACGCUUACAACCCAGAGUUGAUCAUCUGCGAGCAGGGAAGGGCUAUCGAUCGGCAGAACGGUAGCAUCAUGAUGAGCGAAAACAUGAUCGUUGUACCUAUCGCCACUAUUAUAAUGCCAUUCCUGGUCAUCUUGGUCCUAAAUGUGUCUGUAUACAAGACAGCUAAUCGGCAGAUAAACGCCAUGGUAGUCCAGGUUAAUGGCCCUGUUGAUGCUGAAAUCACUCAACAGCAAGAGAUGGUAUCGAGACAACUAAGAGAUCGCAAGGCCGCUGUCGAUGUCACUAUUAUCAUUGCCGCGUUUUUGGUGUGCUUUCUUCCCUUCUGGGUUACAGGCAUUUGUCGCCUGUUCGUCCCAGGAAUUGAUGUUCCAGCCGAGGCAGAUCUUGCCACUGCAUGUAUUUUCUUCUUCAGCACAAUAUGCAACCCGAUUAUCUAUUCCAUCCGUAAAAGAGAAUUCCGUAGUGCGGUGAAGAAAAUGUUCCGGCGGAUUGGAGUUUGUCAAGAUUCUAACCAGAACGACAUCGUUUAA
This is a messenger RNA of Porites evermanni, 969 nucleotides long. NCBI's taxonomy places the organism in Eukaryota, Metazoa, Cnidaria, Anthozoa, Scleractinia, Poritidae. The record is from the annotation of a GenBank genome assembly.